AUGACUUCAAACUAUGCAUCUAGUCUAAACCACAUACCUCCAAUGAAUCAUGAUGCAUAUGUCCAGAAACCUCGAGAGGAGAUGGACCUUUCCGAAUUGUAUCCUGACUUGGAUGAGUCGCUGCAAAUACCGAUCUUCUUUAUCGACUACCUGAAUGAGGAUCAAGAGUAUGGAAAUUUUAGCGCUGGAAAAACUCAGCAAUUUGCCAAUGGAAAGAGCAAUACUUCGGCAAGUGAUGGUCAAAUUACCAAUCUAAAAGCACCGGUAUUUAAGAAGAUUCAACCAACGGUCCCCAACCCCAAUAUCAAGUUUAACAAACAACUUCUUGAAUAUGGAUUUCAAGAGCCUUCAAAGGGCAGCGGUCGCAAGGAGAAGAACACUUAUAUACGACAGUUUGAAAUACCGACUAGUAUAGUGAAGCAAAGUGACAAGAUUGACGAGGAGACAAUUAUCAAACAGUACUUGAACAAACGACAACUACUAGUGGAGUAUGACAUGGACGAGCAGGAUACGCUUUACCUACAGGAUAGGAACAAACAAACCAAAAAUGUUAUUAAAAUCACUCCAGAAGUGUUUGAGACGAUGAUUACUACGUUGGAAGAUGAAUGGAGUAAACUUGAACAUCGAAUGAAUAUGUUGACUAAUACUGACGGCCAAAACAACGGACUUGAUUCAAACGAUAAAGUAUUAACAAUGGGACAUAACAAUUCAAAGUAUGGGAAUGAUGAUGGAAUAGAGCCUGGGUCUAUCUAUGAUCAAAGAUGUGCUGUUUGUAACGAUAGUGAUUGUGAUAAUUCUAAUGCCAUUGUAUUUUGUGAUGGAUGUGAUAUUGCUGUGCAUCAGGAAUGUUAUGGUGUGGCAUUCAUCCCAGAGGGACAAUGGCUCUGUCGAAAAUGUAUGAUUAACAAGAACAAAGUCACUCAAUGUGUUUUCUGUCCAAGUACGACGGGAGCUUUCAAACAAUUGGAUAAUAGUUUAUGGGGCCAUGUGGUAUGUGGAUUAUGGAUAAACGAAUUAUAUUUUGCUAAUCCGGUAUACAUGGAGCCCAUUGAAGGAAUAGAGUCAAUACCAAAGAGUCGGUGGAAGUUGACGUGCUAUAUUUGUCGACAAAGAAUUGGAGCUUGUAUUCAAUGUACAAAUAGAAGUUGUUUCCAAGCUUAUCAUGUUACAUGUGCCAAGAGAGCUGGUUUACACAUGGAAAUGACGCAAGGUGUAAAAGGUGCUUUGAGCAAUAAACUUACACUAAGAUCAUUCUGUGAUAAACAUACACCACCAUCCGAACUAGAUAUACUCCCUACAAUUCUUGAAGGCAUUGAAAAGACGAGACUUUACUAUAGAGAUACUAAGUUAUUGAAUGAACAAAAUGCCAAGUUAAGUAGUGAUCAAAAAGUGGCAAACAAAUUGAAUAUAUUUAAAUGGAAAACUGAAUUGAAUACCCCAAUAGCCCCAAAAGCAUUCAGUGAUAAAUUAGUUGAAUUGAUGUACUCAUUAAAAGUUGAAAACCAAAUCAAUCUUCCUGAAGAAUCAAUGAAUCAAGUAUUGGAAUUGAGUGUAUUACCAAACCGUACAAAGGAAGAAAUUCAUCAGGAUUUAACUUCAAUUGCUAAUGAAAUUUGUCGAUAUUGGUGUUUAAAACGAGAAUUGAAGAAUGGGACGCCACUAGUGCGUAAAAAUAACGAUUUUAAUACACUUACAAUUGGAUCUGGUGGUGGGUCAACAACUUCUGGUUCGUUAUUGUAUGAUUUUAAUAAUUUAGAACAAAGCCGUCCAAAUGAAUCACAAAUGAAUGACAAGAUUAACUUUGGCAAUGUGUUAGUUAAAGAUUUGAGAAAAUUAAUAUCAAUGAAUCAGUUAAAUACUCAACGACAAGUUGUUGCUAAAGAAGCUGAGGAAUUGUCGUUGGACAUUGCUGAAAUAUAUUAUUUCCCAUUGAGUGAACUGAUUAAGACGUUGGUGGACCGAUUGAAUACCAAAUUUGAUCCCAAUUAUGUGAUUUUGAACUAUCUUCCUAAAUCCUCCACCUCGCUGAGUCCUUGCAAAAGUUUGAAAGUAAUCAUGGAUCAUAAUGAACAUAAUGGAUAUAAUGAAUCACAACAAUUCAAAUCCGAUAUAGAUGAGCUAGCUACCACUAUAUGGAAAGAGAAUAAACCAAGUUUCAAUGUGUAUAAGAAGAUGAAAGUGUGGAAGAGAGAGUUUGAUAAAACGAUUGCUAAGCUUGAAGCUAGAGGCAAUGUUUUCGAGCCAUCGCAUCUGCCAACAUUUUCUGCAGAUGGAUUGGAAGUCACAAUCGAAAAUGCGGGUGAUAAAAAUUUGUUACAGUACGCAAAUACUGAUGGGCGAAGAAAUCAUAUGUUGGACACAUUUCAAUGGCAAGAUGUUGAGAUAAGUGAUCUCAGUGAUGUUGAAUACGAUGAUUCUUGCGAAGCCCAAUUGGAGGAGUUCUUAAAGAGUUGA
Lodderomyces orthopsilosis Co 90-125 is the source of this 2454-nucleotide messenger RNA. RefSeq lists its product as uncharacterized. The record is from RefSeq and is a predicted model, not a curated record. Bases 1 to 2454 code for a protein of 817 amino acids. NCBI's taxonomy places the organism in Eukaryota, Fungi, Ascomycota, Pichiomycetes, Serinales, Debaryomycetaceae. The transcript has a single exon. Gene Ontology annotation, biological process: regulation of transcription by RNA polymerase II.